Molecule: messenger RNA, 2550 nt
Organism: Cotesia glomerata
Lineage: Eukaryota; Metazoa; Arthropoda; Insecta; Hymenoptera; Braconidae
Product: adipocyte plasma membrane-associated protein-like
Exons: 5
Coding region: 273-1592 (439 amino acids)
Biological process (GO): biosynthetic process
Molecular function (GO): strictosidine synthase activity
Source: RefSeq, a predicted model, not a curated record
GGUUGCCAGGGAACCAGAAAUAACCGUUAGUUAAGACGAGUAUUACAUACAUACGCUGUUGUCUGUUACUCGGUAUUUCAUGUCUUUCAUAAGACUCCAUCGAUUUUCAUCAUUGCAAAUAUUAUUUUAAAUAAGUAGUUCCACAAUAAUUUUUAUAAUAAACAAUCGUAAAUCAAAUAAUCUAAAUUGUUUCAUUUUAAAUUAUUGUGAAGCUAAGACUCUAAAGACUUUCAAAUUAUUAAGCGGAGUAAAUCAUAUACGGUGUUGGUAACAUGGGAUACUUAAAAUCUCUUGCUACCUCAUUUGUAUGGGUUUGCACAUUUUUAGCAAUCAUUACUUUUAUCCCUGGAUUGCCACCCAACGUCGACUUCACUGCCCAUAAUCUGACGUUGCCAAAAAAAAUUCCAAAGGAACUUCUAAAUGAAAAUCUAAACAAAGCGGAAAAACUUUAUCAAGGAAAAGUACGUGGACCUGAAUCUUUUGAUUCUUAUGAUGGUAUUUUAUACUUCACAACAGCCGAUGGUGCUGUUCAUAAAAUUAUUGGUGAUGAAUUGAAAGAAGUUGUCAAAUUCAAAGAGACUUGUAAAAACAAGUUGGAAGAAGACUUGUGUAGCCACCCACUAGGUUUGAAAUUCGAUAAAAAAGGAACUCUGUAUGUCGUCGAUACAUCUUAUGGUAUUUAUAAAGUAGACGUGAAGAAAGGAAGUUAUGAAAAAAUUAUCGACGCAUCCCAGCCUAUCGAAGGCAAGCUACCAAAGACUCCUAACAGCGUUGACGUUGCUGAAAAUGGUGAUCUUUAUUGGACUGAUAUGAGUUCUGAUUAUAAACUCAAUGACGGAAUAUUCUCAACAUUAAGUGAUCCUAGUGGACGGUUAAUACAUUUCAAUGCAAAAACAAAGAAAAACAAAGUUCUAUUAGAUAAUCUGGGAUGCGCUAAUGGUGUAAAACUCAGCGACGAUGAAAGUUUUGUACUUGUUAAUGAACUGGUAAUGUCGCGAGUAGUUAAGUAUCAUCUGAAGGGACCAAAAACUGGACAAAGUGAAAUCAUAGUUGAGGGCUUACCAGGAUUUCCCGAUAACAUUCAUUCAGAUAACCACGGAAAUUUCCUAAUAAGUUUAGUUAUUAUCGCUGAUGAAGAGAGCCCCCAUCUUGUUCAAUCACUGUUACCUCAUCCGAAUAUCCGCAAAAUGUGUAUCCGGUUUUUAUCUUUAUUGGAACUUCCAUUCAAAUUAUUCGAUAAAGUUUAUCCGAAUGAUUAUUGCAAGCGAAUUCAUUAUUGGAUUGGAUCAUUCCAAAACUCUCCAAUGGUAGUUCCGACGGACGCCAUUGUUCUGAGAAUCGACGCUAAUGGAAAAAUUCUCAAUGCGAUGGCAAUUAGCAAUAGUGAGAUUUCCAGUAUAAGUUCUGCUUUUUUCUUGAAUGAUUAUAUGUGGCUUGGAAGUCCAUUUAAUGAUUAUCUAGCCAGAAUUCAUAUCGAUGAAAUAUUACCCGAGCUAAAAAAUAAGUUUGAUAAGAAACCUUCCCAAAAGUCUAACACGCAACAAGUAAAACCAGAUUCAAAAAAAGAAUCAAAAGUCAAGGUAGAGUUAUAGAAUUCUAAAAAAUCAUAUUAAAAAGUGGACUUGUGAAGAUGGAAUCUGAAAAAGAUGAUGCGAUUAUUUUAGUUUAAAUUAAAUGACAUUAUUGAAUAAAUUUAGACGGCUGCCCCAUUUCGAAACACAAUAAUUGACAUUCUUAGAUAUUUUAAAAUUAGUCUUAUAUAAAAAAAAUUUACCCUUUUUAAAAUAAAAAAAAAUUCGAUUUACUCAUAGAAGUAGGUGUAUAUUAACAAGAACAUUAGUAAGAAAAAAACAUCAGAUUGUUAAUUUGAGGUACAAAAAAAUCUAACAAUACCGAAAAAAAAUAGGUCUAAAAAUUUUGUAGUUAAAUUUUGUGUUUUGAAAUGGAACAGUCGUCAAGUUUACGUUAGAUUUUUUAUUUGUUAUUUAUAAUAAUUCAAUAAUAUAUAUAAAAUAUAGAUGUGAAUGUUAGCUAUGGAUGAUAAUAGUUGAAUAAAGUACUAAUGUAUAUAUUUAUGCAUAAUACAUGUCAGGAAAAAUUUUUUAGAUCUACUUAGAUCUUAUCAAAAAUGAGUAAAUAUGUUUUUCAAAAAAAUGUACCGCCUGUUGACAAUAUCUGGAGACAAUACAUUUAAUUGUGUUGAAAGGCUGUCUGAGGCGUCAUUUGGUAUUUGGAUUGCUUGCAUCAGGCACACGAGUGCCUAAACUCUCUUAGGAACUUAGAAUGGACCCUCUUCCGGAUGUUUUCAACACUAAAUUAGAUCAAAAAAUUAUAAAUGGACAUACAUGACUAUGGUCAUAUACCACAGUAAAAAAUAUUGUAUUUGUGUAGAAUACGGUCUGUGUUGAAAAUUUUUUGUGUUAAAACAACAAAGCUUGUGUUGAAAUAAGAUGAAGUGUGUUACUUUGUUGUUGAAUUUCAACAUAAAUUUUGUGUCAAUUGUAUUUAAUACAAAAAUUGUGUUGAUUUUACACAAAAUUUUCUACUGUG